Molecule: messenger RNA, 6315 nt
Organism: Exserohilum turcica Et28A
Lineage: Eukaryota; Fungi; Ascomycota; Dothideomycetes; Pleosporales; Pleosporaceae
Exons: 1
Coding region: 1-6141 (2046 amino acids)
Biological process (GO): chromatin organization
Cellular component (GO): HIR complex; nucleus
Molecular function (GO): nucleosome binding
Source: RefSeq, a predicted model, not a curated record
AUGGCGCAGUCGAAAGCUUCGGUAUGGCACCCAUACAAUGUCGAAAUCCCCGAAGAGACGGCCGAAGAGGAAGUCGACGACACGCAAGAGAUCCAGAUCGAAGAGGCCCUGAAGCUCUACCAGACGGCGCUGAAGCUCCACUCCGAAGGCCCUGCGUCCUUUGAGAAGACGGCGGCUGCAUACAAGGCCCUGUUCGACUCGGACAUCUUCAAAUACGCCGAAUCCCUCUCUGAAUACCAACGGCAUGAGGUCUUUGGCGAUGACCUCGUCUUCGACACCAUCCUGGAAGACGAAUACGAUGCAGGUCCCGUCCAGUCUACCGGCGCCGCCGACAGCGCCCCAAACACGCUCCAGCAGAUUCUCCAUCUGUCCUACAAGAACCAUGGCCAAUUCUUGCUCGAGUCCAUGCAGCAUUGGAUCACAGUGAACGGUGCUGCGCCUCAGACUGAAGCCUGGACCAAGAUCCGCAGCGCUCUGAACUACUUUGCCGAGGCGCUGGACAAGGAAGAUACCGAUCUUGACCUGUGGCUGCGAGCUGCUUCGGUUGCCGCCAUGAUGGGCAGCAAGCGCAUCACGCGCUAUUGUCUGGAAGCGGUGCUUGAUGGCAACGAUGAACAGUGGGAGAAUUUGCUGCGAUUUCCAGGCUUGGAGGAAGGGUUUGCUGGGCAACAGCUGCGUGAACUCGUGGAGCGACUGGAGGAUGAUGUUUCUUUACGACAAGCGCCUUUGUCCUUCAUGAAGCGAAAGAAGCUAUCGGAGAUGCUGAAGAAGCGGAUCAACCCCUUUCCAUUUGCACCCCUUCCUGCCGACGUUGCGCUCGCCGAAAAUCUCCACAAUGUGAAGUCUGCCCCAGAGACUGUUACGCUGAGCCCGACAAAGUGGGACUGGGCCAGUGUGGGCGAGAUCAUUCUCCGCCAAUUUCAGAGUGAGCAGCAGGGAAUGACGCACAGCGUACCUCCAGGAUCGAAUACAGUAUUCAGCAUACCCCCUGGCAGUGCCACUCCUGAGCGGAGUGAGCCCAAGCGUGAAUCUGAACCCACAGUGCCCUCGCAAGAAGUCGUGCUGGCAGCACCGGAGCCUCCGCUGCAGAUCGAGGAGCCUGCCACUGCCACAACCGAAAAGGACGGCGACGAUACCAUCAUGGAAGACCAAAGUGCGGAAGCCGAGGUCAAGAACGACGAAACCACCUCGACUAUACCCCUAGAAGUCGCACCGGCCCCGUCACGCAAGCGGUCCACGGAUUCAGCCGGGCUACCAGAAACUGCAGAAGGCGGGCGAUCCCGUAGUAAACGAAUUCGGGGCCGAGAAACGGUCACUGAACCUGCUGCCGGAAGUGCUGCGCAAGAAGCUAACAAGCAGCUUGAUGUUCAGCUGGAGCCCUACACACAUGCAGACCAAUGCCUCUAUGAGAUCGUUAAGGACAUAUACUGGCGGCUCAGCAUCGAAGGUAUCAAAGACCCGGCUGAAUUGCGUAACUUGGUCACCGCGGUUCCGGAAGCGACACCCACAAAUCCUAUUGACAAGGUAGCUUGCGACAUGUUCAGAGCUCUCCGAAGUGGACACAUGAAGACUGGGCAGAUACUGCUGAGUUCUGAAUCUUUCGAUCUGCUCGGAGUAACAAGAGAGCACGGCCUGAAUGCAUUCUUGGGCUUCUCCAAGUCGACCUCAAGUCAAGCCUGCACCAAGCCAGUCUUAGACAGUGAGGGGCUGAACACUUUUGCCAGAAGUGUGAACCAGAAUUGGCUCACCACACAGGAAGUUGCAUUCGCUUGGAUCGAGAGCCUCUUUUCUCCGGGCUCAUGCCGUCCCUCUGGAUCUCAAUCUACAGAAGAGUCGAGCUACCUACAUUUCAGAUGGGCGGAUGAUCUGAAACGAAGUAUUGUGCAGGUCAUUGUUCACAUUGACGAGUUCAUCUACGAGCGCAUGCUCGACCGCGUGGAGAAACUCAAUCGAAGGAUGCUGGACGCAACUCACCACUCUCGAACAUACGAGCUGUCCAAGUUUGAUGUUGCACAGAUUGAAAUAGUGGAAGCAUUAUUUGAACUGCACCUGGACAUCUAUUCGCUUAUCAAGCACCCUCAUAGCACGAUAGAUGCCAAUACGCGGAUUCUCCAAAGCGAUCGACUGGAACGAUGGUCAGCCCUUGCCCGCGAAGUCAUACAGUUGCGAUCCGACUGUCUGCCGGAUUUGGAUUUGGAUGACUUAGCCCUGCGCCACAUCUGGGCCACCGUAUUCCAAAUGAGCGUCAGUGACCAGUUACCACCGGAGCAUGUUUUGUCUGCCAUGGCGGAUUUGAAGACUAUGUUCGAAUCUCUGGGCGACCGUACAAUCCAAUUACAAAACAACGCCGUUAUGCCAGAACUAUCGACUGCUGCUAUUGACCGCGAACUGGUUCGCAUCAGCAUGAAGGAUUUUUUCCUCAAGGUUUUCGACCAAGACGAGCAGGAUCCUGUGACCGUAAUAGAAAGUCUGGAGCCAAUCUUAGAGUAUGAAAAUGCCAGCGAGUUCAGCGCGCCUGGUGAGCCAGCUGUGUCUGAUGGAGGUGCGCCUGACACACACAGCUCACCCACCAUGAGUAUCGAGGCCGACUCAUCCACAGAUAGACAGCUCAGUCGCUCAUCACCUGUCUUGGAGAUGCGGAAGUUUCUUGAUUCUGCAAACGUAAAUGUGCGUCUUUCCCUCUGGAACAGACUGCGUGUUGCGUACGAAGCUAUCGACUAUCCAUCCAAAGUUCUCUCUUGCUACUUGCGAAGUAUCGAGGCUCUUGUUGAUGAUCUCGGAUCUUCAGUCUUCCAGGAACUAUCGACACUCGAGCGUCAACACAAGCUGUUGACACGGUACCGAGUCAUUGACGACAUGGUUAUCAAGACACUUCAGAUAAUACGCGAUGACGAGAACCCGUUCGCGUGCUUACAUUAUGAGCAUGUACAAUCUUCCAUGUCGGCCAUUGCCAAAUUGCUGCAUAUCAUGUCGGCUGCAGACAUGCUCAGAGACUAUAUCCGCAUCAACCACAUUUCUGCGCCUCGAGUUGAAUCGCAUCCGAGCCAAGCCUUCGCCAACAUGAUGACACGGCUCGGCGACAUUCAUCUACGGCUAUGGAUGCUGCAGUAUCAUCUGCUCAAGGACGGUAUAUCCCAAGACCCCGAAAACUUUCCUACUCCUUCCGAGGAUCUCUUUGAAUUCCUUCGUCACGUACACCAUGCUACUGGUGUGCGCGGCUUCUGUCAUCUGUCGACUCGUCAGUUCUUGAGGCUUGCAAGAGACGAGUUACUUCGCAUUGACGACGUCAUUGACGUGCAAAGUCAUGCCACCGAGCUCUGCCAGGUUCUUUACGAUCUUUAUGGCCUCAAAUUAUUCAUCGAACCUUUGGAAUGCCAGGAUUUCCAAACUACGCCGGAUGCCCUAGACAAGAAGACCGCUUUCAGCAUCUUGUCGUUUGCCAUGUCACAAGUUGCCAAGGUCGAUCUAAAAGACCUACCCAAAACAGAACUCAAAGGGACAAUCGAAAAGAUACACGCUGCCUUAGGUCGGCCCAAGCAAAAUGAUGAUAUCACGUUCAAUCGCAAAUUGAUCUCGUCAUACUUCAAGUCGCCCGUCAACCCUGUCGAAUUAUUCGGUUGCUUGAAGGGCGUAGGUUCUCUCCCAACCAAGCACGUUCCUGUGGAGGAUGCCGUGGCUGCGUCAAAGGGCUGGUAUUACAUGAUGGGCAACAUCGCCCUUAGCAAAUUUCGAUCACAGAAGCGCAUGACCCAAGGGCCUACAGAAGACCUCAACUAUGCUCAAGCUUUCUUUGUGCAGGAUUUGGAGCAUUCCAUUGAGCGUUGGGAGACGUGGUAUCGUCUUGCGCAAGCGAACGAUACACAGCUUGAAGAGGCGGUAUCAUGGAACGCGGACAAGAUGAACAGCAACAGCGCGGACGUGGUCAACUUCCAACGUGCUGCAAUCAACUGUUACAUCAUGGCUGUAGCCUGUGCUGUACGCGAUCCUGAAGUGGGGUCGAGUGCGCAAAGCAAGAUUGCACAAAUGUAUACGGAAUUCGGUAACCGAAUAUACGCAUCCUCAAGAGAGCCCUUUAGGAUGGAAGCCUUCCAGAUCCGAGAGAACGAGAAGCGAUUCUGCAAUCUCCAGACCAACGCAACACUGUACAAAGAGGUCGCAUUUGCUCCGUUGCAAGCCUAUACCGCUUGGAAGUAUGCAAGUACACUAUUCAAGCGAGCUAUCAAAGGCAAUCCGAACAAAUGGUGGAAUCACUACAUGCUCGGGAAGUGUGGGUGGAAGAUGUGGUCAGCUAAUGACAGCGCCAUGCGGUACGCAAUGUCCAUUGGUGCGCCUGCAAACUCGCAGCGGGGGCCAAACUGGGAGUCUGUCAUCGAGGCCUUUGUUAGUGCGAUCGAGACACUACCUGGAAAGAAAGGACGCGGUGGCGAGCCUGUUCUUGAACCACACUACAAAUUAGUGUCCAUCACCCACAAGCUUUUCCAGCGCAGAGCCAUCAGCCAUGACAAAGCAGUAGAGAUCCUGACAAACACAACAUAUGCCCAGAAUAUACAACCUCCAAAGAACGAAGGCGACUGGCAACGGUACAUUCUUAGUGUCUUGAAAGCACUGCGUGCGGCGGACAAGUCGAGCUGGCACCAUCGGGUCAUAUCCCGCGUUGCUCAUAUAAUCUACGAUGAAGAGAAAAGUUCAUCUGUGGCUCAAGAUGCUAAGCAUGAACUCAUGCAACAGAUGUUCACCAAGACCAUGGCUGUUCAAGUUUGGAAGCCCGAAAACGAGCGACCUGGCAGGCACUUUGUGUACACUACUCGCUACACCAAGUUCUUUAUUGAACUUUUGGACCUGACUGUAGACAAGACCAACUUUGAAGCACUUGCUAAGCGCGUAAGGCGAAAACAGACAGACUUCUUCGAACAUCAGAAACUCUGGCAGGAUUUAUGUUCCCGUUACCUCAAACUACUACGGAGAAUUGGUAAUGUGCCUGAGGGACAAGAGGACUCGGCUUUCAAAUCCGUCAACCAUGACGAGUUCAACGCGCUGGCUCUGCGUUUGGAAGCGUGGUGUCAAAACCCAAGUACUCAGCACCCCAUACUAGACGUUCUUCGAGACGCAAUCGAACUCAAGCGCCUCAACAACGGUAUGAUGAAAUCCCUCCUCAUCGACGACCUCAUUGGGGAUACGUAUGCAAUGCUGUAUACUCUAAUUGGCCCUACUCUGUCUCCGCUUCCAUCAGAACAGCAGCAACAACAACAGCAGUCGCAGCAACAGCCGCAGCCACAGCCACAGCAAGCGCAGCAGCAAACCUUACCCUCACAGCCUCCCCCACCUUCUUUUGGGGCUACUGGAACGUCCACGGGUGCUGUACCAAUCUCAUCUUUGAUGCAAGUCCAGGUUGAUGGUCCAUCAGAAAGCAACCCUAGCACGCCCUUUAGUAUGUAUCAUUCGAAUCAGAUUCAGCCUCAGCCUUCCGCUCCAAUGCCUCAGAUGGCGGCGCAACCUGAACAACCAGCAAAAUCCCGAGCCAAGGCAGUGGGUCGUAGGGAAAUCGCGCGCAGAGCUGAAUCAUGUGUUCAGAAGACUGCUAGUGCCUCUGCUCAAUCCACCUCAAUGCCGAUCCGUUCACCCCCACCUGGAAGUUCUGCUUUGCCUGCCGCUACCGACAGGGCAGCAUCACCGGACAAGGCUGCGCCCUCUGCUGCUGAGCCGAGUACAUCGAACGAACUAUUGCAACCCUCUUUUGACCAGAGUGGCACCGCCACUGCUGCUCCAAGUGUGAAUAACGACGAGCCUGAGCCUGAGCCUGAGCCCAGUGCGCCCGCUUCGGUUCACGAUGACGCUGAUGACGAGAGCGAGCUCAGUGAACUGGAUGAAGACGAGGUGGAGGAAAUCCACCAAGAAGUGCAGAAUGACGCUCUGCGCCGGUCAGCUUCGAUUGCUGCAUUGAACAAGCCCUUAUUCCCUAAUCUAGCUGCUACGAGGUCAAGCUCUGUGGACAAGCGAACCGAAACCGAACAGGCCGACGAUCUGUCCGAUGAAAAGGACGAAGAUGAAGAAGAAGCUGCAGAAAGCGAUACAAUCCAUGUGAUAGCUCCAAGGUCAGGAAAAACGCAGGGCGAAGAUCGGAUGGAUGUGGACGAGAAAUAGAGCUGUCGUCAGCGGUACACUCAUACGUCUUGUAUUUGCUACAAGCUUUUGUCCUUUUUUAACCAUUUACUGUGUAGAAUACAACGUCUGUUUAUUGUAUACGAGGUGCUAGCUGGAAUACUGGAAUACCCUGUUGUUUUCUUCGAUAGUAUACCCUACAUUGUUAUGAAUUCU